GUAUAAAAAGUAUCAAUACCGAACUAAAACAGGUAUAAGCGAUGAGUAAAAAGGUGACUUUAAACAGCUAAAUGACGGAUGUUUUUUUCGUGUUGUGUCGCCAUUAAAAAAAACUGCUGUCGAGAUCCACCUGUCCAGGUGUGUGACGUCACCGCCUCCUCCGACAUACGAAGGAGGAAGAAGCCGCCACUAAAGCGCUCACGGUCGCCACCGGUGACUCGGUCGGGUUUAAAAGUAAAAGGGCCGCCAUGGAGGUCUGCCUGGCCUCGCGUCACCGAUCGGCGCUCAACUUCGCGGUGAUGGUGCUCGUCUACGCCGCCUACCUCCUCGUCGGCGCCGGGGUCUUCUCCGCCAUCGAGCUGCCCUACGAGAUCCGGCUGCGGGACGAGCUGGAGGCCUCCCAUCGGGACUUCCUCGGCAACAACACCUGCGUGUCGGAAGCGCGUCUCCGGGAGCUGCUGGUCCGAGUCCUGGAGGCCAACAACUACGGCGUGUCCGUCAUGAGUGGACGCGGCCACCGGAACUGGGACUUCAUGUCCUCCUUGUUCUUCACCAGCACCGUCCUCACCACCACAGGGUACGGCCACACGGUUCCUCUGUCAGACGAAGGAAAGGCCUUCUGCAUAAUCUACUCCCUCGUGGGCAUCCCGGCUACCCUCUUCUUCCUCUCGGCAGUGGUGCAAAGGAUCAUGGUCCCGGUGACCCGCCGGCCCCUCUCCUACUUUCCCCGCAGGUGGGCCAUGUCCAAGUCCAAGUUCGCCGUGGUGCACGCCGCCAUCCUGGCCGUGGUGGUGACCUUGCUGCUGCUCAUCAUUCCCUCCUGGAUCUUCUUCACCCUGGAGAAGGACUGGAACUUUCUGGAGUCCCUCUACUUCUGCUUCAUCUCCUUAACCACCAUCGGUCUCGGAGAUUACGUCCCGGGGGAGACGCACAGCACUGAGGAAAACCCGUACCAGCAGUUCUACAAGCUGCUCAUUACUGUGUACCUGCUGCUGGGCCUGGUGUGCGUCCUGGUGCUGAUGGAGACGUGCGUGGAGCUGCCCCAGAUGAGGCGCCUCAGGCAGAGGUUCUAUCUGGAGGGAAUCCGGGAGCUGGACGCCGAGACGGCCAACAUCAUCGAGCGGGAGCACGCCGCCGCCGCCGACCCGCCCAUCAGCUACCACUCGGCAGGCAUUCCGUCCGUGUCGGAGCAGGCCGCCUCCAUGCGGGCAUCGUACACGCCGGCCUCGGGGUCCUCCAGCCUGCACAGCAAACUGGGCCGAGCUUGCAAGAGCGAAGAAGCGCUUUGAGAACAAACAUGGCUGCCUGCUGUCGGGCCAAGACUCUUCUACGGUUAAAGCAGGAUAUGCUCUUUUAUUAGGACAUCUUCUUUGUUCUCCCUUGCUGAUGCAUUCCUUGCAGAUAAGAGUAGGAGCGGGAAUGUGGAGGAAGGGCUGGAAAGUUUCCACUUCCUGCCAGAAAGUGUGAUAACGUUCACACCAGUUGCCAUUUAGCUUCCACUUACUGUUAGCAGCCAAAUACUAGAGACGCCUCUCUGUGUGUACUCUGUGUGUACUUCUACACUACAUUGGCUGUGGGUGGAGUGCAGACCUCCGCCAAGGCCAAAAUGGCCGCUCAGCUCCUGUAAGUAUAUUCAGUUCAUCACAAGUGCAGGGUUACCAAUCUUUGUGGGAAAUGUUACGUUUUUUAGCACAACAACAAAUUGUGAGGUCACGUUAUUGUUUCAUAUAUAUAUAUAAAUAUAUAUAUAUAGUAUAUAUAAAUACUAAAGGGCUUCAAUUGGUGCAAAUUUAUUUACAAUGUGGGUGUUUGAACACCAGAGGGCAGCACAUCCUCUUUUUUCCACAACCAAUUUACAAGCCAGCCAAAGCUAAAGUGUGUAUUAUAUUUCAUAUACAAUACCAUGCUCAUCUUGAUGGCCUUCAAAUAGAUUAAAAAAUGGGACAAAGUGAAAAUAGAAUGUAUCAUCCAUGAUAAGAAUGUGUAUAAAUGUACAUUAUUACAUUCCCGUUUAGGUUGCCGUGCAGACUCAGACUGAUGCAUCACCUUUAGGCGAUGGUGCCCUCCAUUAGCUGGUGUUUAUACGAUUUGUGCCGGCGGGGGCGGCUUGGUGCAGAGAGGCCUGAAGGAGUGUAUGCAGACCAGUAAGAUGGAGAACAGCAUCAAGGCCAUGAUGGUGACGAUGGCCACGUAGCCGGCGUAGGGCAGGGGGGGCGUGUCGGGAGCCUCUGCAGGAAUCAUGUUGGUCAGGUUCAACAUGUAGCCCAGAGUCCAGCCGGCGUCGCUUCCUUUUAUCUGAGAUAAUGGGCCCAAAGGAACCACAGAAGACCAGGUUGAGAAGGUACAUAAUGAACGUAUGAGGAGCAGAGCUUCUGGUGCUGACCUGCUGUAGAUACUUGAUGGUGGAGUAGGUAUCUGAGGUGAAGUUGUAUCCGUCUGUGAGCAGCGUGAUGAGGUAGGUUCCAGCGAAACAGUACCCUACUAAAUACUUCAACUUAAUGCCGGGGUUCUGCUGCUUCACCUGCAGUAAAAACACGAGUGCUUCACUGUACCAUGGAGACACACAAGUCAAGUACACGUCCAUCAUUUGAUCCCCGACCUGAUCCCAAGGUGUAGCGCAGAAGCUGGCUAUCCUCUCCUUGACCGUAUCCAGAGGGAUGGAUGUGUCGGUGAGGUUGAGGAAGCUCAUGGCGUAGUAGUAGGCGGAGAAGGCCUACGGCAGCAUCAAGGAGGCGAAAACAAAGAUCCACAAUUAACACCAUGACUCAGUUCCUCCAUCUCUUCGUGUACUUCCUCAAACGCUGUGAAGGAGGAUGUGGAACAAAAACGGAAUACAGUGUACAGUUGCAAUGAUGCGGAUGAAGCAUAGGAACACUUCCUAAAAAAUGACAUUCUGUGAUGAAAAGUGAGAAAUGUCCAAGAAGCAAAAUAAAAACAAUCAGCCACGGGUGACAAAAGGACCACAAAAUGCUUGGAAGAACAACAACACGUUAUACGGGAAAUUCAUCCUUCAACAAGAUAAAGAAGCCAAAAAAUCAUAUCAAACUUAUAAAAAUAAGUCAUAAGAGUGUGUGAGAAUAUUAUAGGCAAUUAUUGGAUAUGAAUAAAAAAUAAGAAUAGGGCAACGUGGGCAUUUUAAACAGUAUUAUUAGGAAUAGUCUCGACCCUCGUGAGGAUAAGCGAUAGAAACUGAAUGAAUGAAUGAAUGUAACCGUAGGGUUACACGACCUUAUCACUUAUUUAUGUAUUUAAAAACUAAUCCCAUGUGGAAUACAGGAAGUGAAUAAAUGUACUGCAGUAGAAGAGAUGGAGGGGUAGGAUUUAAUAAGCUUUGCUUCUUCCUACUCCUUUUGGA
Molecule: messenger RNA, 3355 nt
Organism: Doryrhamphus excisus (bluestripe pipefish)
Lineage: Eukaryota; Metazoa; Chordata; Actinopteri; Syngnathiformes; Syngnathidae
Product: potassium channel subfamily K member 1-like
Biological process (GO): potassium ion transmembrane transport; stabilization of membrane potential
Cellular component (GO): plasma membrane
Molecular function (GO): potassium ion leak channel activity; outward rectifier potassium channel activity
Source: RefSeq, a predicted model, not a curated record